AAGAGCCAGAUGAUUCACCUUCCUCAAGUAGUUCUAAUUCUGCAAGUAAAUCUUCAACAGACUCACAAGAAUAUAAACCUAUUAAUUUUAUUCCACCGGAAAUUGAUCCUAAAAUUUUUGAUCAACCAUUCAAUUUUGAUGAUAAUCCAAAUAAUUGGAUUAUCUUAUAG
Molecule: messenger RNA, 170 nt
Organism: Ambispora leptoticha
Lineage: Eukaryota; Fungi; Glomeromycota; Glomeromycetes; Archaeosporales; Ambisporaceae
Source: the annotation of a GenBank genome assembly